Molecule: messenger RNA, 1212 nt
Organism: Sclerotinia borealis F-4128
Lineage: Eukaryota; Fungi; Ascomycota; Leotiomycetes; Helotiales; Sclerotiniaceae
Source: the annotation of a GenBank genome assembly
AUGCCUCCAAAGCAGGCUCAAUGCAAACAUGUCAUCAUAUCCGAUGAGGAGCUUAAAUCUGGAGUUACCUCAUUGGAGAAUGUACAAGCUGGAGUGGAAGAAUUCCACAAGAAUGGAAUCGUCGUUUUUGAGAACGCCAUUCCUCACGAUAUCAUCGAUAAAUUCCACGAGAAGAUGAAUGCCGAUGGAGCCAAAAAGUUGGAAGAUCCGAAUCUGGCUUUCAACCAUGGCAACGAAAAAACCAAUUUCUCCAUAUCUCCUCCUCUAUCCAAGGAGUGGCUUGUCGAAGAUGUAUGGGCCAACAAACAUGCGGCAGCCGUCAUGGAAGCUAUUAUUGGGAUACCACAGCUCGUAUAUGCAGGUAGCAAUAUCAAUCUACCAACGCAAGACUCGACUUCUCGCCAAGCAGUUCAUGUUGAUUCGUACGCCGAUCAUCAUAAUUUCCCCACCUGCAUCGAAAGUUUCAUGUACCUCCACGAUGUAUCUCCCGCGAAUGGCUCCACGGAAAUCUGGCCUGGUUCCCAUCAUGAUUGGAAUUUCAAGGAUCUAGCUAGCCAUGGUCGAGGCUGGAUCAAAGCAUCCAAAUUCAAUCGUCGUGCCGAAUACUCUCCUCCCUUCCAACCAACCAUUCCCAAGGGAUCAAUUGCCAUCCGCGACCUUCGUCUCUGGCACUCCGGCAUGCCGAAUCUUUCUGAUCAAAAUCGUAUCAUGGUUGGAUUUAUAUAUUUUCCCCGCUGGUACCGCAACCCCAUGCGCAUUACUCUCCCAUCCAACUGUCGCUUCAUCGUACAAAAAUGGAAACAAGUCGACGCAAUUGGAGCCACAGAAUUUGUAGUUGGAGAAAUAGAUCACCUGGAUUCGAAACAGAGUAUGUUGGAUGCGUUAAACUUUACACAGGAUCCGGAGAAGGGAAUCAAGCAAAUUCGAGAAGAGAUUGAUUUGGAGCAGGGCAGAAAACCGAAUGCUGCGUUGAGUGUUACGGAGAAUGAUUAUUGGGUUCCGGGGAGGGAGAAAUUGAGUGAGAGGAUGGCGAUGCCUGCGUCUGCUAAGGAGAAGGGAAAGCAGAAGGGGAAGGCAAAGUCAAAGGGGAAGCCGAAAAUGAAGGGGAAGAGUGCCCAUAAUGAUCCUUUGAAGCUGCAGGGUGAAGGGGUGAAGAAAAAUACCAGGAAACCGAGAAAGAAGAUUACGAGAGAAACGAAGCCUACGGAAUGA